Messenger RNA from Pocillopora damicornis (cauliflower coral), 1700 nucleotides. RefSeq lists its product as uncharacterized. Lineage: Eukaryota; Metazoa; Cnidaria; Anthozoa; Scleractinia; Pocilloporidae. The record is from RefSeq and is a predicted model, not a curated record.
CGGUUUCUAGCUACACUCUAACGCACCGGAAGAAAGGUUUUUCCGAGAAACUUCAAGAGAUGUGAUAAUUAGAUUCAAAAUGCACUCAAGUAACGCAAUGCUGUUAUUUGAUACAAAAAGAAAAACAACUGUCCGAAAAUCCUCAACGAGAAAUUCAGUUGAACCUUUUACCACGUGAUACUAGCUUUCUUUCAGACCUAUUUAAUUAUUUAGGUUCAAGAGUCACUGAAGUUUCUUAUCCUGCAAUGUGCGAAAAAGAUCUUUCAGGUUCGGCAAUGCCAGCGUUACUUCAAAAGCGUGACCAUUAAUUCUGCGAGAAAAUUUGCGUUACCUCGAAAGAGGAUCAGAGGUAAUGGAAACUACAAUCACAUCAUAGAUCGGUGGCACCAGCUUAAUACAAUUAUCAGGUGACAAAAUCUAGCCUGAAAGUCACGAUCAGGAUAACUUUCGGAUAUAAUUCACGCAGUCUGUGCUAGUAGUCGAUGUAAUCAAUAGCUUGCGAUCAAUAAUGGCGGAGCAAGAGCAUCUCGUGCUAAGGGUUCCUGAUGAUCAAAAUAUUGAAACAAUGAGGCCGGCUGUUCGACGAGGGCGAACGUAUCUGUAUUUUCGGUGGGGAAGAGAGCCACAGCUGGUUAGUACAUCCACUCGAAUCAUUCUGAUGAUUUUCAAAGCUAUCUUCUGUUCGCUUGGUUUGUGGAGCCAUCGGUCGUGGAACUACAUCCCUCGUCUUCUAUUUGUUGUAAUUUGUGCUGUUCAAGUAUCCUUGCAAAUCUCUUUUGACCUGAACUGUCCCUACUUCGACUGCAACUUCAAUGAAAAGCAUUCCAACCUCACAGUACUGACGGUCUUUCCAGGAACUCAAAGGGCGUGCUAUUCACUGUUUUCUUUUGCAGCGCUCCUUUCAUAUGUCGUUUUCAUAACAAGUGUGACGACAUUCAGGGGUACAGAGUCUGCUUUGGUGUCACCUUCACGAUCAAUGAUCGAAGAUUGUGACAAAACGGCGAUACUGUGGCUGUUUAUUGGAUUCGUUGGAUUUCUUUCCUCGCUUUUUAUCGGGCUGACACUUCUUUAUUUGAAGUUAUAUAACAAUAACAAUACUUAUCUAAGCAAAUUGUUCAUUGGAUACACCUUAACCACUGUGUUGGCUCACUGGGCUUCAGUAAACACCUGUCACGCCUUUGCCGUCAGUUCUUCCUCUCUAGGCACAAUAGCAAAAGACACUUUCAGACUCAUCCGGAAGGUCGAGAGUGGAACUCUCGAUGACAUCAUUAAAAUUCAUGAGGACUUGUGUACAAUUGUCCUAAACACAGUGUCAGCCUACAAAGUAUGGUUUGUGUUGCAUUGGUUAACAUACGGAGCUGGCAUUCUUGUUUACUUUAUGUUAACAUCUGAGGAACUCUCGGGAGACAAAAAUAGUGUGUCCACUGCGGUCAAAGUCUACAUCUGCCUACUCUUCGUUUGUUUCUUCUACGUUUUCAUACUCCCGUGUAUUUACGCUGCUAGGAUCACAAGCGAAUACGCAGGUAGGAACUGGAGAAAGUUCAAUAGAGUCGUAAGCAGUCACUGUUCACAUGAGUAGAGACACGUGAGCGAUUUAAUUGCCUGUCGCUUAAUAUUUUCAUAUCAGUUAUUGUAAGCCAGACUUUUACCCAGUUGUUUUUCCUUUCUUGGGUGUUUUUCUUUUAGCAUUCCCUCUCUCU